Paraglomus occultum is the source of this 978-nucleotide messenger RNA. NCBI's taxonomy places the organism in Eukaryota, Fungi, Glomeromycota, Glomeromycetes, Paraglomerales, Paraglomeraceae. The record is from the annotation of a GenBank genome assembly.
AUGGUGUAUCAUAUAAUUGAUAAUAUUUCCAACGACAGUGUUGCCGAGAUCGGACUUUACUAUCGUAACGCCGUUUUGAUUGGAUCAACACUAUACAUACUCGUUCUUUCUAUCGAAAAUCCGACGGCGUGGACUAUAGAUCUAAACGACAAAAAUCCUAAGUGGAUCAGCGUUUCUAUGAAAGUAUCUGAUUCAUACGGACCUGUCAAAUAUCCGGAAACAUCAUCAAGCCUGAACAAAAUAUAUAUCCAUGGUGGAAUAGAUCUGCUCAGUGGAAAACCAACGAACACUUUGUACGAGUUUGACGUACGCGAUCGGUUUACGGUGGUCAAUGUUGCUGACGAUGGUCCGUAUGAUAGUAAAGAUUUUGCAACGUACAACCUUGCAAAUGGCAUUUGGACAAUUCACGAUCAAAUACCCAAUCUUCUAUAUGCGAGAUCCUUGCAUUGCACGUUGAAAGCCCGCAGUAGACUUUAUAUUUACGGAGGCCAGCGGAUAGUCUCGAAAGAAAAAACUGAACUGCAUACCGAUAGCCAUGUGUGGACGUAUGACAUACAAAAUCAUAGUAUCUCUUCGACAGUUUAUUCAUGGACACCGCUGAAACUUCCACCUGAAUGGGUUUUCACCUCCGGACAGAAACAAAGCCCUGGCCGACGGGUUGGUACCGCAAUGUUUUGCAUAAGGAAUCGCAUCGCUAUAAUUGGUGGUGUUGUUGGUGACAAUUGGGAGAAAAGCGAAAUCGAAAAUUUGAAGAUAUUUUCACCUUUGAAAAAAUCUUGGUGUCAUAUUCGAAUCCAGGGUUUACCACGCAUGAGUUGUGUUGCGUUCGUUGGUAACUGGUCUGGUUGCAUAAGAAAGGCUUUUCUUAUUGGCGAUGAUGCAAAAAACGGGAAAGACAACAAUGGGAUGGAUAGUUGGUUGACGUUAAUAAUUACUAUAUCGAUUCGGAACAAGAACACAAACAUCCAACAAUUAUGA